This is a messenger RNA of Letharia columbiana, 912 nucleotides long. RefSeq lists its product as uncharacterized. The transcript has a single exon. The coding region runs from base 1 to 912 and encodes 303 amino acids. The record is from RefSeq and is a predicted model, not a curated record. NCBI's taxonomy places the organism in Eukaryota, Fungi, Ascomycota, Lecanoromycetes, Lecanorales, Parmeliaceae.
AUGAUACUCUUAUCCAUGCGCUCGCAAGACCCGAGCCCCAGCCGCCAGAGCAACGACUCUUAUAACCCUUCUCUCCCAGCCAGACGUAGGGACACCUCACCCCACACAUCCGAAAUUCGAAAACAAGUAGCAGGGGCAAUGCUGUCCGUCAUGCCAUCAACGAGGCCGGCAGCACCCAAAAGACCCAAGCUGUCUCUCCAAACCUCCACAUUGUCCUCGCCAGCAGCUCAAAGGUCAGCCGCAGUCACCAGCCUCUCUGCUUCUACAGAGUCUCCCACCAACCGGAACACUUUUGCGAACAUUCUUGACGCCCCUCCCCCUACACCGACGUCUGCCAUCCAACCCCAGGUUCAUUUCCCAUCCUCUUCGACUACUUCGUCCGCCUUCCCAGGAAUUUCUCCUUUCCAUAAUGACGCUCCUUAUAUCCUCCCCAUUGGCACUCACAGCAUCCUUCGCAACAGUCCCUUACCCCGACGGCAUGUAUCUGCUGCGUCAACCAGGGCGCCGAGACGGAUGUUCCCACCCGUGAAGCGAGUAGCCUUCCAAGAGAGACUAGUCGAGUUUAUGCCUACCCCAGUCAUUGAGGGACUUUCAGACUCUGAAGUCGAGACUUCAUCAACGGAAGAUGACCACAAAAGAAGACGAGAAGUCAUCGAAGCAGAGGACGGCCAUUCGACGCCUAUUCAUGGAAGGCGCAAAAGGCGAGAUUGGGUCUGGAGACCUGUGGAAGACGAUGCAUUGACAUCGCAUGAUCUUGUCUCCGUCGGAAAUGACGCCGGGGCUCCACCAGUGCAGGUACAAGUCGAUGUAAUAAAUGUGCAGCCUGGCUCGGGGACGGGGAAAGACGAUGUUGCCGCAAGGCAAUCCUCGACAAGGGAAUCCUCAACACGGGAACGAGGAUCUACCAAUUAG